AGCCAGCAUGAUUUAGCGGAACACAACAAACGAACGAAAUGCCACGAACAUAAAUAAGGCCUGUCGCUUUUAAGCAGCAAGGAGGUUCACCGCCCCCCCCCCAGCCGAGGUUUGACCACAUCACUGUGACUUCACAUUUUCAGACUUUUGAAGCAAGUCCUUAUCAGAACAUUAAAUAUCUGUUGCUACAGCGCCUUGGGCACCCGGAGGACAAUUAGAAUAACCAUGAACCACGAGUCAGACGUGAACACCAUCUCUCCAGAGCUGCCAGCCAUGUUCGACGGCAUGAAGCUGGCGGCGGUGGCCACGGUGCUCUACAUCAUCGUCCGCUGCCUGAACCUCAAGAGCCCCACUGCACCCCCGGACCUCACCUACCAGGACACGCCCCUGAACCGCUUCCUCCUCAAGUCCUGUCCUCAGCUGACCAAAGAGUACAUUCCUCCCUUACUGUGGGGUAAGAGCGGUCACCUCCAGACAGCACUGUAUGGUAAACUUGGUCGGGUGAGCUCACCCCACCCCAGUGGAGUGAGGAAGUACUUACCCAUGCAGGACGGGGCCACUUCGACCUUUGACCUCUUCGAGCCAAUGGGGGACCAUCAAACAGGAGAUGACAUCACCAUGGUGAUAUGCCCUGGUAUCGGUAACCAUAGCGAGAAGCAUUACAUCCGAACCUUUGUGGAUUACGCCCAGAAGGACGGUUACCGCUGUGCAGUGCUGAACCACCUCGGAGCUCUACCCAACAUCGAGCUUACCUCUCCACGCAUGUUCACCUACGGUUGCACAUGGGAGUUUGCGUCAAUGGUCGGCUACAUAAAGCGGGCGUAUCCCCAGACCCAGCUGAUCGUGGUGGGCUUCAGUCUGGGCGGAAACAUUGUAUGCAAGUUCCUGGGCGAGAACAGGAUGAACCAGGAGCGAGUGCUGUGUUGUGUCAGCGUCUGUCAGGGGUACAGCGCUCUCAGGGCCCAGGAAACAUUCCUGCAGUGGGAUCAGUUCAGGCGCUUCUAUAACUUUCUCAUGGCCGACAACAUGAAGAAAAUCAUCCUCUCACACAGGCACAGUCUGUUCGGAGGAAGCUCAGUUAAAAUGUUGGAUGCAGAUCUCAGUCGGCUGUACACAGCGACGUCCCUCAUGCAGAUCGACGACAACAUCAUGAGAAAAUUCCAUGGCCACAGCUCUCUCAAAGAGUACUAUGAGAAGGAGAGUUGUGUACAUUAUAUUCACAAUGUAAAGGUGCCCCUGCUGCUAGUGAACUCUGCAGAUGAUCCUCUGGUUCAUGACUCGCUGCUCACCAUCCCUCGCACACUAGCAGCAAAGAUGACGAAUGUGAUCUUUUCCCUGACGCUACACGGAGGCCACCUGGGCUUCUUCGAGGGCGCGGUGCUCUUCCCCCAACCCCUCACCUGGAUGGACAAAGUGAUUGUGGGUUACGCCAACGCCAUGUGCCAGUGGGAGAAGCAGAAACCGCCGUGCCAAAGUGCACACCUGAGUGAGAGCUCCUGCACAGAGGAAAAAGCCUAAACCUGUGACCUCUGUACCCGUCUCGCUCCUCCUCUCCCCUUCUCCCCCUCUCCAACCCCUCUGUCCCAGCACUGAGGAGACACCUGAACUAAACCUUAAACUUCUCUCUCUUCUCUGCCUUCUCCUCCGGUGCUAUUCACCCCUCCCGACCCACAAUCCCCACUCACACACGUCUCCACGCCUUCUCCACAGCUCCCCUUCGUAAUCGCCAUCACCUUACAGAUGUGAAGGGACAACAAGGACUAACUGCCUUUGUGCUCUUUUCCGUUGCGAGGACUUUGAAUUCAGAGCAGGAACAUUUUUGUUUCUCUGCGCUCACACAACAACGAUCCUUGGCCAAUGGUGGCGUUGACCAAAUAUGAGGAGCGAUGUCCCGCUGGCAUUCAGAGGAAAGUGCGAGCACCACUUUAGAGUAGUCCAGUGACAAACAAGAGCACACAAAAAGCCUCCUAUUACUGUAAACAAGGACUGUGCUGCAGUCGGUGUCGAUUUCUGGCACCUGUAAGAAGCUCACUGCUUAUCACCGCCAAGGCCAUAUAGCCUAGUCUGCUGUCUUAACCAACACAGCGUCUUUGUAGUAUGUAUGUAUGUAACUCACAGAUGUAGUGUGGGUGUCUGUGUGCACUUGUGUCGACCGAGAGUUAAAGACCCGUGACGGAGCAUGUGAUCUUUGUGUUUGGUUAGGCGUGAUCCAG
Molecule: messenger RNA, 2213 nt
Organism: Chelmon rostratus (copperband butterflyfish)
Lineage: Eukaryota; Metazoa; Chordata; Actinopteri; Chaetodontiformes; Chaetodontidae
Product: monoacylglycerol lipase ABHD2
Exons: 12
Coding region: 226-1518 (430 amino acids)
Biological process (GO): acylglycerol catabolic process; medium-chain fatty acid biosynthetic process; steroid hormone receptor signaling pathway
Cellular component (GO): sperm plasma membrane; sperm flagellum
Molecular function (GO): monoacylglycerol lipase activity; acetylesterase activity
Source: RefSeq, a predicted model, not a curated record